Symbiodinium sp. CCMP2592 is the source of this 3075-nucleotide messenger RNA. NCBI's taxonomy places the organism in Eukaryota, Dinophyceae, Suessiales, Symbiodiniaceae. The record is from the annotation of a GenBank genome assembly.
AUGGAAGCUGGAUUGAGCUCCGCCGGCUGUGCUGUAACCCUCUGCAUCGUGGCGGUCAGCAGUGCAUGCUGGUGGCUUCGUGACACGAUGGUCCUGGCUGUCGCGAUGACGUUGCUGAGGAUGCUGUGCUGCAAAGGCCGUCGUGCAAGAGGACAGCUGACAGGGCUUGUUUUCCCCAUCUGUGUGGAAGACUUGACGUCACCCUCUGGAGCGACUCUGCUCACCGCAAUGCUUCAGAACGGACAGCACCUAUCACAUGACGUGGUUGUGACAUCUGUGCGAAACCUGCAGAAGAACGUUACAGAUGGGGUCAAGGGCGACAAGGCUGUUCUGGAAGUUACCUAUUCCGCCACCGUCGACCUGCCAACCCGCUUCUUCUUAAAGUGCAAUCUGCAAAGACUUGGUGCCAUGCGUCUGUUGGUGGCGACAUCCGACGUGUGCAUGUGCGAGGCACUUUUCUAUUAUUACUUGGCGCCUGAGACCAAAGAUUGUCUCCGAACUCCCAAGUGCUACUUCGUUGACUUCAGCUCCACCACAGGUGAAUUCUGCCUGCUGACGGAGGUCUUAGACUUUGGAGGGAAUCUCCUCCCUUUAAAGCAUCGAAUUCGGGACGCCGCAACAAUGGAGGAACAGCUCCUGUUCAUAGAGACCGGCGCGAGACUGCAUGCACGCUCUUGGUCCUGGAUCGACGGCUGCAAUGCCGUGCUGAAACAGAUUCCUCGUUUUCACGACACACACCGCCAGAUGUGGCUCCUUUGCAUGGCCAGUGGUUACAUGGGCCUGAAGUACACUGUGCAAAAGACGGUGAAGGGCAAGCGCAUAAACCCUGAGUGGAUGACGUGGAGCUGCCCCACCGACUUGGUUGGAAAGGAGUGGCAGCUGAUCUGGGACAUGGCUGACAUUCUCACAAGCCUAUCGCUUGAAAAGGACAUGGCAGCCUUUGGCCACAACGAUCUCACCACCGACAACGCAUUCUACUGGCAGGAGGAUGGGAGUACACGACUGUCAGUGGGGUUGUUCGAUUGGCAGCAAAGCUGCAUGAACAACAUUGGUCAAGAGUGGGCUUGGAAUUGGCACUUCUUGGAGCCUGACUUCCUUGACAAGAACGAGGAAGCCAUGAUCACGGCCCUGCUCUCGGCCUACUCCAAGCUGGGUCGUUCCAUCUCGCGCAAGAAAUUCUUGAGAGCCUACACCCUAGGGACUAUUCAGAUGUUCGUCUUCGGGGGCGGUGGCCUUCAGCUGCUCAUGAAAGAUUUGGAGGCAAAGGGGAUCUUCCAGACGCUCGUUCCCAACGAUACCCGCUGUGGCCCCGACGGCCUUAGAUCGGGGGAUCAGCUCCGAGAGAUCCUUACUGGGGCGGAGAUGACGCGACGGACGUUCACCAACUGCUGCAACAUCAUGCGAAGGCACAACUUCUACUCAGCCUGGCAGGACUGGAAACGGUAUCGCUCAACUUCGAGCCAGAAAGCCGCUGCUUUCGAGCAGCAUGCUUCCUGGGUUGCCUCAGCCUUCGGGGACUGCACUCGCAUCUGCCCUGAGUCUCUGAAAGUUCCACGUCCGAAUCUGGCUUUCCAGCAGCGGCAUGUCACUUGCAACUCGACUGCUGGCGAUCCAUUGCCCGACCUGGCUUGCGAGCACCUCUUCAAACCGAGACGGUUCAGGCGCUGUCACUGCGGGGUCAUCGGCUGCACGGAGGGCUGCAAGUCAAUCGAUGAAGUGGAGGACGAGAUUGAAGGGAGUGACGACACAGAUGCGCAAGCGGAGCACGACACUGACUUUGAAUGCGUUGGCUGCUUCGCCGCAGGAGACGAGGGAAGUUCGCAAGAUGGUGCCGAUGAGACCUGCAUCGACUGGACGCAGGAUGCCCCUUGCCGUGGUGGUAUGCCGUUCUUCCGCAUGCACUCCAACGAGCUCACAGCAUCCUUGUGCUUCGAGUUCUGCAUCAGUCAAGGCUUGGACUUGUUUGCUCUGGUUGAAAAUGACGAGUGCCGGUGUGGAGCAACUCGACUAAACACGGCAGUCUGGGGAGCAAAUCCUCGGCCUGGACUCAUGUUGCCAGCUGCCCUCAGUGAUUGCAUGACUGGGGAUACAUGCCCCAUGCGGGUGUACCGAUGGCUGGGACCUUUUGAAAGUGGUGGAUCUGUCCGAGCACGGCUGCUGAAGCCGAAUGCAGCUGCAACGGCUUACGUUGACUCGGUGGUUGCGGGCAGGCGACUUACACCAGCACAAGAAGAGGAUGGCAUUCCGCUGGACGGCGACACCGACGAAGCCGAUGCCGCAUGGGCCUUGGUGCAAGGCGGAACAGGAAAUCCGAUGUGGGAGCGACCUUGCAACGACAACCCGGGCUGCCAGGCUGGCAGGCCCUGGAUCGAGCGCACAACUCAGGCACCGGAGGGUAUGAUUCCACAGUGGGAAGACUACGUGAUCGUGCGAUACAAGUUCGACACAGAUGUUGAUGACGUUCGCAAGGAGGCUUUCAGAGCAGCAGCUGCAGACUGGCGCACGCACACAUGUGUCGGAGUCAUUGAGGAUGACGCUGCUGCUAACCCUUACUAUCUCAUUGGCAUCUAUGACACCGGCAGCUGCUGGUCCAACUUAGGCAGGCCUUGGAGCUAUGGCAGGAUCAAUCUGGGAUGGUGCAAGAACAUGAACCACAAGGGUAGCAUGAUCCACGAACUAGGACACUGCCUGGGGAUAAACCACGAGCAGAAGCGUGCAGACGCACAAGCGGAGUAUUAUGGAAAGGGCCCCGCGUUGCAGAUGUAUUGGGAGAACGUUGACAGCCAAUGGGUGUCUCAGUACCUUCCUUCUGAGAAGACCUACAUCGGCUCUGCGGACGAUGGUGGAGCGGAUCCGCAGAUUGGCCAUGCGAAUUACGACUAUGAGAGUAUCAUGCACUACUACCGCCAGAGAAGCAAAAAUCGCACAAUUGCGAACGGUUACUACUUCGAUGCCAUUCCCACAUCGAACAACAAACUGGUGGGAAAUCGGGACCACCUUUCGGAAGGUGACAUCAAGCAGGUGUUGGAUGCCUAUCGAUGCCGGCUUGGCCCUGAGAAACUUUACUGCUUAUAG